Messenger RNA from Nelumbo nucifera (sacred lotus), 2276 nucleotides. RefSeq lists its product as uncharacterized. Gene Ontology annotation, cellular component: NuA4 histone acetyltransferase complex. Gene Ontology annotation, molecular function: protein binding. The record is from RefSeq and is a predicted model, not a curated record. Lineage: Eukaryota; Viridiplantae; Streptophyta; Magnoliopsida; Proteales; Nelumbonaceae.
GAGAGAGAGAAAAGCAGGCAAUUGGAAACUUGGGAUAGUAGGCGAGGCGAUAAAAUAUUAAAGCCAAAGCUCAAUAGGCAAUAACACAUCCAGUCACUAAUCACCCUCCAACUCCAAGCACUUCAAGCCAGGGAAAACCCCGGUUGCCCUUUCCUUCUAAUUUCUGCUCUCUGUCUUUCCCUUUUUCUCUUCAUUAAUUCGUUUUAUUUUAUUUCUCGUGUUCGACCCACCAGCAGUUUGGAACACGUCAACCCAUCCUCCUCACGUACCUAUUCUUCUAUACAUCUUAAAAAGCGAAAAAUUAGAGAACCCAAAACCACCUUCAAAAAACCACUCUCGAAUCUCCCCCAUCCCUGUACCACCCCAUCACCCUUCCAAAAAGCGGUUUUCUGCUCGCUCAUCUUUCUUCCCGUACGUGAGCAUCUCAAAGCGGGUUUAUUUGGUCGCACGGGGACCCCUUUUGUUGGUGGUUCAUGGUUGUCUCUAUUUUGGGAUUAUCUUGAAAGGAAAGAAACGACGUCGGAAGGGACGACGACGACGAAGACGACGACUAGGACUCAUUCAGAGAAGAAGGGAGAUAGGGUUGAUCGAGGGGGCAAAGGUACAUACAUACACGUGAAGGGCUGCGAUGGAAUCAGAAAGGAUGGCGGACACGGAGAUGAUGGCGAUGGUGAGGUGGGGUACAUGGGAGGAGCUCGUCCUCGGGGGCGCCGUUCUCCGGCACGGGACCCAAGACUGGGAAGCCGUUGCUGCAGAGCUCCAAGCUCGGACCCUCUAUCCCUAUUGUUUCACCGCCGAGGUUUGUAAAGCCAAAUACGAGGACUUACAAGAGCGUUAUUAUGGCUGCACAGGUUGGUUCGAAGAACUUCGAAAGCAACGCGUUGCCGAAUUGAAGCGAGAGUUGGAGAAAUCCGAAGACUCGAUUGGUUCUCUGGAAUCAAAGCUUAAAAGCCUGAAAGCCGAGAGACGAGAAGAUCGCCACACCGACUAUGACUCCAGUCGGACAGAAUCACCGGUGACGUUGGGAAACUCAGUGGGAGUCGAAUUCUCGGGCAAAGAAACGUCAUCCAAGGACGGAUUAUCCGUGGGUAGCUUCACAGAAGAAACCCCUACAAAUUGGUCUCUUGAACGCAAGGACCCAACUGUCGUGUCAGCUCAAGAGGCUGAUGACGUGAACCCAGUGUCAUUCGAGGACUCGGAGAGAGACCGGAAGAAGAACACCGUCGACAAACCCGAGAUCACCGUUGGAGCUGACCGAGGGGGGAACUUGAGAAAGAGGAGAGGGAAGAGGAAGAGGAAGGAAUGUGGCGGUGGUAGCAAGGAUGUCAAGGAAGGCAGCGUUGGGGAGAGUGACGUAUUGAGCUCCGCCGAUGCUGCGGCUGUUGCAGUUCCGGAUAAGGAAGAAUCGACGAGAGACUGCAACCGGUGCGUCAGAUCAACCUACGACGGGGCGGAUGUUGCUGACCUCAUUGGAAUCUUUAACUCCAUUGUGGAGAAUGAUUGUGCUUCAACGUUUCGACGCCGACUCGACAGCCAGAGGCGAUCGAGGUACAAGAGAACUGUCCGGCGACACCUAGAUUUCGACACAAUAAGAUCACGAAUCAUCGAGCGUUCGAUCACGUCGACCAAAGAGCUCUUCCGGGAUUUGCUUCUGCUCGCUAACAACGCUGCGGUCUUUUACCCCAAGAACACACGCCAAUACAAGUCAGCUCUCGCCCUUAGAGAGCUGGCCAAGAUAACAUUCCGGCCAUACCUUAGGGAUUUUGGCAGAGAGCCUAGCAGUUCGGCUUCGGAAGCCCCCGCGCUCCUCGCGGAAGUUCCGACGCUUAACCCACCGGUAAAGCCUCGGAGUGCGCGUCCUUGUAACCGCAAAGGUACCGGAAAAGUCGCGGGUUCAGAAAAACCAAUCGCGGAGGCGACUCCGUCGAGGGAAAGCAAGAAAGCCUCGGAUGCUACUUCUCCGGUGGAAUCGUUAGCGAUGACGAAGAAAGGAGUUGGCCGACCGGCGAAGGUUGGACGUGGAAGUUCUCGAAAACGGACGGAAAAUCUGUCCAAAGGAAGGAAGAGGACCCGCAGAAGUUAACGGCGUCAGGUCCUUUUUCUUAAUUUUUCCAUGUUUUUUGAGUUACCUUUUUUCUCCGGUGUAUAAAUUUCGUAGGAAUACUUGGUAUUAUUUUUUCCUGUAACCCUUUUUUUCACAAGUAGCAAAAAGUUGUAUAGUAACUGGCUUGCUGCCUUACUGCGGGUUAAAAGGACAGAGAAUCGUAUUUCUUUUA